AUCCCUCUGAUGACGAAUGGGAAGAACUUUCCAGCAGUGAUGAAAGCGAUUUGUUUAUGGAAAAUACAUAUGAUGAGGGGAGUGGGCUGCUGAUGUCACCCCUGUGCCUCUCUGAUGAGGUUAACUCAGCAUUUCUGAACAACCUCAUUCCAAAGAAGAUUCUUGAAAAAACUGCUUUUCCGAACAGUGUUGCUCUAGACAUCUGUAUGCACAAUCCGUCUUGGAAACCAUUAAUUAAAAAACUGAGUGUGGUGCAGUGUAGAGCUUUAACGUGUCUUCAUAGCAUUUUGUUAGUGUCAGACGUGGAUUGCCUUGGGGGAGCUUCAGCACUUCAGUCCCUUGCACAGCAUCUCUCGCAGCUCGUCUUCUCUAAAACGGAACUCCCUACAGACACAGAAUUCCUGGAAGCCAUAACGAGCGCUUUGAGGGCUCUCUUACAAACAAUGGCAUCAAAGAACAUCUCCCAGUGUAUGACUCCUGAGCAGCUAUUGGCUUUAUGUGAAGCUGGUAUUCACAGCAGCAAUGCCAGUGUUAGAGUGAAUGUAGUGAGCAUCCUUGGAAUUUCUGGCAGCGUCCUGGCAAAAGGACAAGAUACAGCUGAAACACUAAAGAUGAUUGGAAAAUUUCUUCUUGACGUUGCUAUGAAGGAAUCUUCUCUUGUGGUAGCAGGGGAAGCCUUGGAUGCACUUUUUGAUGUAUUUGCAGAUGGUGAAGAAGCAGAAAAGGCAGCGGUACAGAUCAAGUUGCUUCCAGCUCUGAAAGAAUUUCAGCCAGUGUUCAAAAUGAGGAUGCGAAAAGAAGGCAAAAGACAAUUUAGUACAGAUCAACUGUGUGUUCUCAACAAUGUGAAGAUGAAUUUGAGGAGAUUCAUUGCGUAUCAGGAGACACUAGGGAAAACCCCAACUUGAAAUGUCGAGGAACGUUAAACUAAGGUUUCCCUUAUUGAGUAAUGUUUUCCAAAAAUAUAAUGAUUUUGGACUUCUGAAAUAUAUUGAACAGAGCAGUUUUGCUGUCGUGUUAAUACUGUUUUACAUUCAGUAUUUUUAUACGUCUGGGUUGAUGCAAUACGAAAGUCACAUCAGCGUAAAAAAAAACAUAGCAUACUUGGAGGUUGGUGUUGACAGUGAUAAGAAUGUGUUCUUGCAGUCCUGAGGUCAGUGCAUA
This is a messenger RNA of Apaloderma vittatum (bar-tailed trogon), 1164 nucleotides long. RefSeq names its product HEAT repeat-containing protein 3-like. NCBI's taxonomy places the organism in Eukaryota, Metazoa, Chordata, Aves, Trogoniformes, Trogonidae. Gene Ontology annotation, biological process: protein import into nucleus; ribosomal large subunit biogenesis. The annotation marks the transcript as partial. The transcript is spliced from 7 exons. The record is from RefSeq and is a predicted model, not a curated record.